Molecule: messenger RNA, 558 nt
Organism: Lolium rigidum
Lineage: Eukaryota; Viridiplantae; Streptophyta; Magnoliopsida; Poales; Poaceae
Product: probable diphthine methyl ester synthase
Exons: 3
Coding region: 1-558 (185 amino acids)
Biological process (GO): protein histidyl modification to diphthamide
Molecular function (GO): diphthine synthase activity
Source: RefSeq, a predicted model, not a curated record
AUGCUGUACAUAGUAGGCCUCGGCCUCGGCGACGAGCGCGACAUCACGGUGCGGGGGCUCGACGCCGUCCGCCGCUGCGCCAAGGUCUACAUGGAGGCCUACACCUCCCUGCUCUCCGUCGGCCUCGACCCCGCCUCGCUCGCCAACCUCGAGAAGAUGUACGGGAAGGAGAUCACGGUCGCCGACCGCGAGAUGGUGGAGGAGCGCGCCGACCAGAUGCUGACCGAGGCCAAGGACGCCGACGUCGCCUUCCUCGUCGUCGGAGACCCGUUCGGGGCGACCACGCACACUGAUGUUAAGAUUAUUCACAAUGCCUCUGUCAUGAACGAGGUCGGAAUUUGUGGGUUGCAACUUUACCGCUACGGGGAGACCAUCUCCAUACCUUUCUUCACGGAGACAUGGAGACCAGAUAGUUUCUAUGAGAAAAUUCAGAACAGUCGCCGACUUGGCCUGCACACUCUUUGCCACGGCGAGGACAACGUCACGGCCGCCGGCGACCUCGCGCAACCACCUCAAGGACAGCGUCGCGCAGAUCGAAGAGGAGACCGUGCGGGCUAG